UACGGUACGAACGAAGUCGUCUUGAUGUCCAUGGGGAACUAUAAAGGACUUUCUGCAUGCAUCCCGGAAAAAGACUCCGAUGUUCAGAUCGGCAGGCCAGCGACAUGUGCUGAGUGGACGACCUCCGAAGGUCCCGUCUCUCGCUCCGCCCUCCGUCCACCGUUGUCUGAGCCCGCGGUCCGCAGCCCGGCCGGGAGCCAAGAACUUCGGAUCAACGGACAAGCCAGAUGACGCACCGUGUCAUGCCUG
This is a messenger RNA of Neurospora tetrasperma FGSC 2508, 249 nucleotides long. RefSeq lists its product as uncharacterized. The coding region runs from base 25 to 231 and encodes 68 amino acids. The record is from RefSeq and is a predicted model, not a curated record. The transcript has a single exon. NCBI's taxonomy places the organism in Eukaryota, Fungi, Ascomycota, Sordariomycetes, Sordariales, Sordariaceae.